UUUUGUUACAGAAACAAAGCAUGAUGGUCCGUCAACUGGAAGAGGAGCUCAGAAUGAGAAUGCGCGGGCCAAAUGUUGAGAUACAGCAGCAAAUGGAAGUUUUGUACAAUGAGAACGAGCAUCUGACUCGCGAAAUCGCCAUACUUCGUGAUACAAUAAAGGAAUUGGAAUUAAGAAUAGAAACGCAAAAGCAAACGCUGCAAGCUCGCGAUGAGAGUAUCAAGAAGCUCCUCGAGAUGCUCCAGAACAAGGGGAUGGGAAAAGAGGAGGAAAGGAUCAUGUUCCAGCAAAUGCAGUCGAUGGCCCAGAAGCAGGUCGAGUACUCGCGGAUGAGACAACUGCAUUUUGCAUUCCAAACGCAAAAAUCCCAACAUGCAAGUCGAGUAUUGCUGGACGAGCUCCGGACGGAGGUACAGCGACGGGACCAAGAGCUGCUGGGGAUGUCGGCCAAGAUGAAAACGCUGGAGGAGCAACACCAAGAUUACCAGAGGCACAUCGCCGUGCUCAAGGAGUCUCUCUGCGCCAAGGAGGAGCAUUAUAAUAUGCUGCAGGCCGAUGUCGAGGAGAUGCGACAGCGGCUCGAGGAGAAGAACCGGAUGAUUGAGAAGAAGACGCAGGCGGCGAUGCAGGCGCAACAGGAGCGCAAUCGCAUGAACACCGAGUUGACCGAGAUCAAGGAUCACAUGGAUAUCAAGGAUCGCAAGAUCAACGUUCUGCAGCGCAAGAUCGAGAAUUUGGAGGACCUGCUGAAGGAGAAGGAUAAUCAGGUCGACAUGGCCAGGGCCAGGUUGACGGCGAUGCAGGCGCAUCAUUGCAGUAGCGAGGGUGCACUUAGCAGCCUUGAGGAGGCGAUCGGAGAUAAAGAGAAGCAAAUGGCUCAAUUACGCGAGCAAAGAGACCGAGCCGAGCAGGAGAAGCAGGAAGAAAGGGAAUUGCAUGAAAGAGAGCUCGCCGAGUAUAAAAUGAAGAUACAUACUUUGGAAUCUGAGGUCGAGAAAUUGGGCGCGCGAUUGGAACGAGCACAGGCGGAAAAGGACCGGCUGGAGGCGAAGCUUGAAAGUUCGCAAUCCGAGCUUGGCAAGAGCAAGGCCGAACUGGACAAGGCCGCGUCCGAGGUCGGACGCAGUGGCGCGGACUGGGAGGCUGCGAAGCAGCGAUUAGCCAGGCUGGAGCUCGAGAAUGAGAGGCUGCGACAUGAUAUGGAACGAUCGCAGGGAUACGGUAGGGGCACGCUGAAUUCGUCCCAGGAAAUGGAGCGCAUUCAGGAACGGGCCGACAAAGCGGCCGCCGAAUUAAGGAGAGCUCAGGCGGAGCUGAGGGUAACGCAAGCGGACAACGAGAGAGCGCGUGCCGAGGCCGCGACCUUGCAAGAGAAGGUGGAGAAAAGUCAGGGCGAGGUGUACAGGCUCAAGGCCAGGCUGGAGAACGCUCAAGGGGAACAGGAGAGUCUGCGGGAAGAAUACGAUCGAGCACAAGCGUCCGUGGCUCGUCUUCACGCCGAAAGGGACAAGGCGAUCGGCGAGCUCGAAAAGUCGCAAGAGGAGCUCGAACGUACACAGGCCACCCUAGGCAAGGCAUUGGAUAAGACGCAGAGCGAGGUUGAUACGCUGCAGGAGAAGCUCGAUAAGACGCAGACGGAAAUUCGUAGAAUGCAAAUGGAGAGAGAGAAACAGAACUACGACUUCGAGAAUCUGCAGAGUCAGCUUGACAAGGCGUUAGGACAGUCGACGAGAAUGCAGAAAGAGCGAGAGGCGAUUCAACUCGAGGUCGAUCGACUACAGGACAAAUACGAGAAGGCUCAAGUCAUAAUGCAACGGCUGCAGAAGGAGAGGGACAGCUUCCAGGAGGAGAUGGAGAAGAUGCACGAGAGGAUAGAACUGCAGCAGAAUCAGAUUAGCAAGAUGCAACGUGAGAAGGAAAACAUACUGUCGGAACUCGAUCUGGUCAAGGAGAGAUGGGAGAAGGCGCACAACACUCAUCAAAAAUUGACGUUGGAGCGAGAUGACGCUUUGACUGAAAUCCAGAUCUUAAAAGAGAAACUGGAGAAGGCUCAAUACACUCUGAAUAAAGCUCACGAGGAACGGGAGAACACCGCAAAGGAAUUCGAGAAGAUGCUGGAGAAAUAUGAUAGGGGGCAGAGCGAGGUGUACCGUCUGCAGAACCGCAUCGACGUGAUGGAGGCGGACAAGGACCGGCUGGAACUGGAGGCGGAAAAGCAGCAGAUGCUGGCGGCCAAGUCGCGCGAGGAGGCACGCAAGGCCCAGGAGGAACUGACCCGGGUGCAGGAGAUGUACGACCGCGCGGCUUUGCAGCUCGGCCGCACCAAGGAGCACGAGGAGAAGUCGAAGGAGAGCAUCGAUCGGCUUAGCGUCGAUCUGGAGAUGGUGCGCGAGCGUUACGAGAAGUCGCAGAUCGAGCUACGACGCUUGCAGAACGAGCGCGAGAAGGUGGUAGGCGACAACGAGCGCAUCAGCUUCGAGCUGGAGCGCGCGCAUUCGCAGCUCAACAAGGCGCAGGCGGCCACGGAGAAGACGCAGGAGGAGCUCGCGCGUAUGCAGCUAGAGAUCGAAAAGAUGUACGAGAAGCACGAUCGUCAGCAGGCUGAGGUGAGAAAGGCGCAGGCCGAGGCGGAACGACUGCGUACCGAAGCGGAGAGCUCUCGCGAGGAGUGCGAGAGGUACGCGACCCGUUUCGGCAAGUACCAGGAGAACCAGGAGCGGCAGAAGGAAGAGCACGAGUGGGCGAAGCUGGAGGUGGAACGACUACGUGACCGUCUGGAGAAGGCGCUGGCGGAGCUCGAGCGCGCACGGAAGGCCGAACAGGACGCCUCGAGGCUGCGCGCCGAUCUGGAGCGUGCGGAGGGCGUACGAGGUAAAUACCAGUACGAGCAGGAAAAAUGGCAAAGCGAAGGUAGUAGGCUACAGCAGGAGGUGAACAAGCUGCGCGAGCGGCUAGACAGCCGCGAGGCCGAGCUGAAGAGGACACAGUCGGGCAAUGCCGAGCUCGAGACGAAGCUGCACGAGACGCAGCUUCAACUCGAGCGGGCGCGCGACGAAACUGGCAAGGCUUCGGCGCAGCAGGAGCGUAAUCGCUCGGAGAUCGAGCGCGCGAGGAUCGAGGCCGAGAAGAUCCGUGAUCGUCACGACAAGAUAAAAUCGCGGGCGGAGGCUCUCGAAGCGGACAACGAGAAGUUGCGCGUGGAGAUCAUACGGCUGGAGCGGCUGAUGCAGACCGAGGGUAAGACAAGAUCGGAGAGCGCGAGCAUCGAGGUAGAACGUCUGCGCGCCAGCCUGGACAAGGCUAUAGUGGCACGCGAUCAAGUCGAGCUAGAGGCCGGUAGACUAGCGAAGGAACUUGAGAAGACGCAUCUACAGACCACCAAGUAUCAGGAAGCCGCCGAUGCUACCAAGAAAGAGCUCGAACGUCUCGCUGCGGAUGUUCAGCUACUGCGGGAGGAACGCGAGGCAUUACGCCAAGAGUUGCGUCGCGUGCAACAACAGCAGCAGCAACAACAACAGCAGCAGCAGAUUGCCGGAAACGAAGAGUUCGCCCGACUCCAGUACGAACUGCAGUUGGCGCAGCGCGAGCGCGACAAGAUGGCAGCGAUCCUGGAGAAUCGGGAGAAGCAUUCGGAAAAGUUGAAGGAGAAGCUAGAAGCGGACGCGAAGCAGCUGCAGGUUGAGCGCGAUCAGUUGGUGAUACAGCUGGAGAAGUCGCAGGAGAUGUUGGUGAACUUCCAGCAGGAGUUGAGCGCGAACGAGGCCGAGCUCGAGCGUCAGCGCGACGAGGCCCGUCGUCUUCAGCAGCGGGCCCAAGCGCAGACGCCCGAUCGCGCCGCCAAGGAGGCACUUGAUGCACAGAUGCGCGAGGUACAGCGACUGCAGCAACAAGUGCAGAGCGUUCAACAGGCGCAGCAGAAGGAACGACAACGUGCCGAGCAGGCGGAGAAGCGAGUACAGGAGUUGCAGAAGCAGUUGGCGUCGCGCGGGGCCGAGACGACGCAAUCCGACGUGGCUCAGCUUGAACAGUGGCGGAAACUCUGCGAGACGGAACGGCAACGAGCGGACACGGCUGAGCGCGAGGCCAGCGAGCUGCAGAAGCGGAUACAGGCGACGGAGCGGCAGUUGCACGCGCAUCAGCAGCAGAUCCAACAGAUGCAGGUCACCAUGCAACAACAGCAGCAGCAGCUCCAACAGCAGCAGCAGCAGCCUUCGCAGCAGAACGGCCAGGAGGUUACCAGGCUGAAGAAGGAGCUGGAACGCGCGCGCGAGGAUAUUAAGCAGGCGACAGUGGAACGCGAGCGGUUUCAGGCGCAGCUCGAGAUGCUGUGUCAGGAACUGGAGAAGAAUCAGGUGGACUUGCACGAGGCGAACAAGAAACUCCAAGCUGGCGCAGCGAAAGCUGGCGCCGAUACUAUCCAAGAGAGGAAACAGCUGGAGGAACAAAGACGACAAUUGGAAGAGCAGAGAAGACAGACGGAGGAACGGGCGAAGUCCAUAGAUCAGAAAGCUAGAACGAUGGAGGAGAAGGAGAGGAUGCUCCAAAGUCUCGACCAGGAUCUGAAGAAGAGAAAGGCGAGAAUGGACCAACUGGAGCAGCAACUACAGAAGAGUGGUGGAGCGCCAGACAAGAGAUUAGCGGAAAUGCAAAAGGCUCUCGAAGCUGCCGAGAAGGAUUUGGAAAAGGCAAAGGAAGAAUCGAGCAGAAGCUCUGCCGAAACCGAAAGGCUACUGCAGCUCGUGCAGAUGACUCAGGAGGAACAAAACUCCAAGGAGAAACAGAUCAGAGAUCUUCAAGAUGCACUCAAAACCGCACAAGCCAAGUUGAAACAAGCUACAACUGCACAGCAAGAGUCCCAGGAUAACAAGGAUGAAUCGUGCUCCUGGCGAGAGGCACUAGAGACGAAGAAUCAUACCAUAUCCAAACUAGAAAAGAAAAUAGAGAAUCUCCAGCAGGAUUACGACAAGUAUAAGGAUUUGUUGAAUGACUCGAGCAAUAAUGAAUCCUGGAAGAAGGAAGUAGAGGAGAAGAAUCAACGUAUUGUCCAGCUGGAACAAGAACUGGAACGCUCCGAGAACGUAAAAAACGACAAAACGAGCAAAAACGUCGAAACGCAGACGGAAAUAUAUAAGAAUUUUUGUAAUCCAGAUACGAAGAAUCGGCGAAUCGUUGCGCUAAAGCGGCAGGUGAUAGCCUUGAGUAAUUCUUUGAAAAAUCAUGCGAGGAAAUCGACAGAAUCCUCCGAGAAAGACAACGAUAAUAAAAUGAACAAAAAAGUCGAAGAGACCUGGAAGCAGGAAAUGGAGAUGAAGAAUCGACGCAUCGUCGAACUAGAGCAGGAAAUGGCAUUGCUGGAAAACCUACUGCGGGAAAACGUGGACGUACAGAUACUGCGCGAUCUCGAGAAGAUGAUGGAUGGAAAGUCCAGACGGAUCGAGGAGCUAGAAGAUGCCGUAAAGGAGCUCGAGAUCUUUCUCAAGGAGGACGUAAAGGAGAUGCGCGAUCUGCGUUAUCAGAUAUCGCUCGAUAAAGAGCAUAUCGUGGCGCUGGAAAGGUGUAUCCAGAAAUACAGUCUCACAAAUGCGGGGAUCGACAAAACAAGGAUCAUAGAGCUGGAGGAGAUGGUGACGAGCCUGGAGGACUACGUUAGAGAGCAUGAUGUCGACGGUUUUAAGCGAAAGCUGCAGGAUCGGGAGUGCAGGAUCAAUCAGUUAGAGAACCAGAUCAUUGACCUGAAUAAGAAGCUGUCGAAAUUUGGGGAAAAUCAAUCAAACGGAAAUACAUCGAAAAAAAGCAACAAUAGAAUGGCCUGGGAGCUGGAAGAAGAACAAAAAAUGAAAGAUGUGACGCAUAUUAUUUCUAAAGAAAAUAGAAAAUUCCAAGAAUGCGAGCUGCAGAUUGUCGAGCAGCAAGAUAAGAACCUAAAAAUGGAGCUGCGAGAGAAAGAGCAAAAGAUGAAAGAAAUGGGAUACGACAUUUCGGAAAAGGAUAACAAAAUACAGAAAUACGAGCAGCAGAUCGUCGAACAACAGAACAAGCUGUUGAAAAUGGAGAAAGAAAUGGCCGAGUUGGAAAAGGAAUUGUACAUUAUAGAAGACAUCGAUGCAUUAAAGGAGACGAUCAGGAUAAAAAACGAGAGGGUGCAAGAACUGGAGAUGGAAGUCAAUUCUCUGGAGACUUCGCUUGGUGAGAGGAUUGACGUCGCAAUCGAAGAACUGAUUGCGGUUCUAAAAGAAAAGGAGAAGAUACAAGUUCACUUGAAGGAAGAUCUCGCGGACAAAGAGAGCAAGAUAGAAGAGUUGGACGCGGCUCUUCGCCAGAGUAUCGCAAUUACGGACGAGACCGAGAGAAAAUUCAAACACGAAAAGAAGCUUAGAAAGGAGGCAGAUCAAAGAAUCGCCGAUUUGGAAAAGAAGAUCGCAGUUAUGCAUGCUGCCUCGGCCAUGAAAUGCAUCACGUGCAAACCACUUCUUUACAAAAUAUUCAAAACUGAAGAAAAACUCCUCCAAUCGAACCAAGAAAAGACCGAUCAGCUGCAAGAAUUGCAUCAGACAAAGUGCGUUUUUCAAGUUAAUUCAGGCCAACAGUUUGAUCUCGACGGACGCGAAGCUUUAAAACUUGCCCUUUCCGAGAAGGACGCUCAUUUAGCUUUGCUGGAACAUUCAGGUAUUAAAACUCUGACGCAAGUGGAUCAGGCAAAGAAACUAAAAGCUGAUAAGAAGAUAUUACUCGAUAGGCUAAGAGAGGAGGAUGAAAAAAGUAUCAAUCUGGACUUGAAAUUGGAAACAAUACCGCAAUUAAUUGAGAAAAUUUCCGACGACAACGAUAACAAUAAUAAUAAUUCCUUUGACGAUCACCCUAGCAAGAUUAAUUCAUCCAGACCAACUACUAUGAAUGGCGACAGCUCGCCGAUAUCAGCUACUGCGAGUUGCGAGCAUUCAACAAAGGCAUCGACGGUUUUCAAUAUGAGAGACGGAGAAGAUAACUCGCAAGUUCAUCAACAGGAUGCCAGAUAAGUACUCGAGGUUUCUUCUACGGUAUUUCGAAGUAUCAGUCUCUUCGUUAUCUCAAUGUUGUCAUACGCACACACAUUCGCGAACGUAGAGACAGUCUAUAGAGCAUCCUUAGAAACAUAGUGGAAAAGAAACCGAAACGAACAACAACUACACACCAACAGUAAAACUACAAUAUAUCAUCUAUAAUAACAACUACAGCAACAACCAACACGCCUGCCUGUAUAUCGCUCAUUACUCAUCAUCAUCAUCAUCUUCUUUGUCAUCAUUCAUCAUUAAUCGGCAUCUCAUCGUCCACGUGGCACAUUGUGCUUGAAGGAAUUGGCAAGAUCAAGAAGCCGGAAGCUUCUUCAAACUGCUGGUAACUCAAAUUGAUUAACAUCCGAUUGUUUACAAUGUAU
Formica exsecta is the source of this 7414-nucleotide messenger RNA. Its product is annotated as trichohyalin-like. Gene Ontology annotation, cellular component: cytoskeleton of presynaptic active zone. Gene Ontology annotation, molecular function: structural constituent of presynaptic active zone. Gene Ontology annotation, biological process: neuromuscular synaptic transmission; maintenance of presynaptic active zone structure; regulation of synaptic plasticity. NCBI's taxonomy places the organism in Eukaryota, Metazoa, Arthropoda, Insecta, Hymenoptera, Formicidae. The record is from RefSeq and is a predicted model, not a curated record.